GUAGGAACGAACAUGGACGUAUCGUCUGUCCUCGUUCAAAAUGAACCACAAACUGAUUUGCUCCUCCCGAAGGUUCCACUGAAUCAUCGAAUCCCUCUCCUCUCCUCACUCGUGUGUUUCCCUCCACUCCUUCCCGCCACAACGGAUAACACCUCACUUCCUCAACACUCAACACAGCAGAGCAGCGCAAAACAGAGCAGACCAAGAGCAAGGAGACGACGACGACGACGACGAUGCAAUCCCUCCUCUCCUCCUCGGUGCUCGCCAACCCAUGCACCACCGGCUCCCCGCUCUUCCCGCCGACCGCUGCUAAGCUCGCCGCCGCUGCCUCGGUCCCGGUGGCCGCGGCGGCGAGGAGUGGCGCCAUUGCUGCCGUGUCGAGGAGAUCGGCCAGUGGCGGCCGGUGCGUGGUGGCGGCUGCGUCGUCGUCGUCCCCGGCGGUGACCACGGCGGAGGCCGGCGAGGUGCCCGCGACGAUGAAGGCGUGGGCGUACGACGAUUACGGGGACGGCAGCGUGCUCAAGCUCAACGACGCCGCGGCGGUGCCGGACAUCGCCGACGACCAGGUGCUGGUGCGCGUCGCCGCCGCCGCGCUCAACCCCGUCGACGCCAAGCGCCGCGCCGGCAAGUUCAAGGCCACCGACUCCCCUCUCCCGACGGUGCCGGGGUACGACGUGGCCGGCGUGGUGGUGAAGGCCGGGAGGAAGGUGAAGGGGCUGAAGGAAGGGGACGAGGUGUACGGCAACAUCAGCGAGAAGGCGCUGGAGGGGCCCAAGCAGUCGGGGUCGCUGGCGGAGUACACCGCCGUGGAGGAGAAGCUGCUGGCGCUCAAGCCCAAGAGCCUCGGCUUCGCGCAGGCCGCCGGGCUGCCGCUCGCCAUCGAGACCGCCCACGAGGGCCUCGAGCGCGCCGGCUUCUCCGCCGGCAAGUCCAUCCUCAUCCUCGGCGGCGCCGGCGGCGUCGGCUCCCUCGCCAUCCAGCUGGCCAAGCACGUGUACGGCGCGUCCAAGGUGGCGGCGACGGCGAGCACGCCCAAGCUGGAGCUCCUCAAGAGCCUCGGCGCCGACGUCGCCAUCGACUACACCAAGGAGAACUUCGAGGACCUGCCGGACAAGUACGACGUCGUCCUCGACGCCGUCGGCCAGGGCGAGAAGGCCGUCAAGGUGGUGAAGGAAGGGGGCAGCGUGGUGGUGCUCACCGGCGCCGUCGUGCCGCCGGGGUUCCGGUUCGUGGUCACCUCCGACGGGUCGGUGUUGGAGAAGCUCAACCCAUACCUGGAGUCCGGGAAGGUGAAGCCGCUGGUGGACCCCAAGGGGCCAUUCGCCUUCUCACAGGUUGUGGAGGCCUUCUCCUACCUCGAGACAGGGAGAGCCACCGGGAAAGUUGUCAUCUCACCCAUUCCAUGAGAGCUUGACAUCAAUGGCAGAGCUUAUGAUGGUCUCUCGCACCUGAGAUUCUGAUUCUGAAGUGUGUCAGCAUAGACCAAAAUGAAGUUUAUCUCAUAUUACAGUUCAUAGAGUUACACUGUUACACAAGUUGUAUGCACUGUGAUGAACUGCUGAGCAAUGUCCACAACCCCUCUCUAGCAAUGUCCAGUUGAUUUGAACAGGCAGGUGGUGCCCCGAAUGUCCCAAUGUUACAUGAGUUUUGCUAUGUAAGGGAAGGAACAUCGAUA
Messenger RNA from Oryza sativa Japonica Group (Japanese rice), 1675 nucleotides. RefSeq names its product 2-methylene-furan-3-one reductase. NCBI's taxonomy places the organism in Eukaryota, Viridiplantae, Streptophyta, Magnoliopsida, Poales, Poaceae. Gene Ontology annotation, molecular function: oxidoreductase activity, acting on the CH-CH group of donors, NAD or NADP as acceptor; zinc ion binding. The record is from RefSeq and is a predicted model, not a curated record.